Molecule: messenger RNA, 1560 nt
Organism: Aspergillus ibericus CBS 121593
Lineage: Eukaryota; Fungi; Ascomycota; Eurotiomycetes; Eurotiales; Aspergillaceae
Exons: 4
Coding region: 171-1361 (396 amino acids)
Source: RefSeq, a predicted model, not a curated record
CCGACACCAUGUCACAGGCUAUCUCCAAACGCGAGAAGAAGAGGGCCCAAGAUCGCAAUGCGCAACGCGCCGCUCGAUAACGUACCAAGGACCGUCUUGCACUGCUGGAGCAUCAAGUCUUGCAGCUGCAAGGCGGUGCUGACAAGGCGCUUUCGGAUGAGCUCGAGCAGAUGCGCCAAGAGCGCCAUGAGUUGCGCGCCAUGACCGAUCAUUUAAUAGCGCUUGCGGGCGAAAUGAAGACAAAAUUAGGGGGCGAUGCUGCGCCCAUUCGAGCAUCGAACGAUGAAGACGAAAAUACCAAUGCUGGCCUCAUCGGCCACAUCUUCCGGGACUACGAAGCACUCAGAACGGUUGGAUCACCCCUUUCGCCUCUCAGCGACACACAUGUUAUCCUCAACGGCAUCUUGAAUGGCUGGAAUGGUUCCGUUAGCGACGAGGAGGAACCCAUCCAGCGCCUCAUGGCUCACCUGCAUCGCCGAUUCAUGCUCGAGCGACCCUUGGCUAGGCCGAUUGAUCAGUUGGCUGUGCUAGAUCUGGUCCAGAUGUCGUUUUUGUUCUUACUCUCCCAACAUGGAGGAUGCCAGUCGUGGGCGUCUCAAAUUCCAGGCUGGCUACGCCCCACACCAGCGCAAGUGAAGAUCCCGCACAAUAUCUCCAUCGACAUGCUUCCAUGGCCACAGCUACGCAUUCACCUGCUUUCAACCCAGCUGGAAGCCGCCGUAAGCACGCAUACCCAACCAUGCGAAACUUUUGCAGUGAACGCUCUUCGAAACCUCUACUUCUCUCCCCUCAUCAACUUCCAAGAUGCGUAUGAGAUCGGCCUUGACCGCAGAAUCGCUGUUAGCGCGCAGUUUCAGCAGUAUUUUGCGCCUACUUCCGUCUCGUGUCCGUUUUCUGUUGAUUCGGAGUUUCUCACUCAAUAUCCUGACUUUCGAGGCCUUGUGCCUGAUUUCAAGGAUCCAGCGAAAGCGAUGAGUAGAUCUCACGGUGGCUCGAGUAUUCCACUACUGCAGAGUCUUUCCCCUCUUAGCCAAUCGGGUCUAGUUCUGGAGGGUGCCGCGAUGACAGCCUCGAAUGAUGAAACCAGAUGCUUGUCACUAGCCAGUGAGGGGCAACACUUGACAAAUACGGAUGAGAUAUCUUCAAGUCUAUCACCACUUGGCCCUCACAGCCUAACUCGUCUAUCGCCAACUAUGCACAAACCAGAGAAUACAGACCAACACCAACCCCAUUCGCUUACCGACCACACAGUCGGUAAUACCUUCAGUAACGAACUAAGCGACAUCUGGCAAGACUCGGUAGAUCUACUAGCCGGUGAUUCUGACGCGACCUGGCUUCUCAGCUCGAAUGCCCUCAACUGAUAAUAUGGUCAGUCUUCUUUGGAGAUGGGUUCAGGCGAACUGCCAGCGUUGGAUCAACUAUAGCACAGCACAAUGGACACAACGCGUACGGAGUGGAGUAUAGUCGGGCCAUUCUACCUCCUCUCCUCGAGAUUACAUAUCCUCUAUCAAUUCUGAUGUAUAUACCUGCUACAAUCCCAAGCAUAUCACGAGGAAGGAG